Molecule: messenger RNA, 12180 nt
Organism: Eimeria acervulina
Lineage: Eukaryota; Apicomplexa; Conoidasida; Eucoccidiorida; Eimeriidae
Exons: 9
Coding region: 1-12180 (4059 amino acids)
Source: RefSeq, a predicted model, not a curated record
AUGAGCGCAGCAGGCCACGUGCCCUGCCUGCAGCAGCAGCAGCAGAAGCAGCAAGAAUAUAAGCAGCAGCAGCAGCUGCAGCAUUUUAUGCAGCAGCAGCAGCAGCAGCAGUAUUUUCAGCAGCAGUUUACAGAGCAGCAGACAAAGCUGCUACAGGAUUUGCUGCAGGCUUAUGUUAUCGUUGGCCCCACUAUAAGCAGCAUAGUUUAUACUAAAGACGGAGAGCAGCAGCAGCAGCAGCAGCAGCAGCAGCAAUGGCGUGUCUCCUACCGGCCAGUGGCUGUGCCUAGCAGCCUUCUGGGUGAAGCUGCAUGCGGCAGGAGUCACACGUUGCUGCUGCAGGUCGCUGCUGCUGCAGCGGGGCAGCAGGAGCAGCAGCAGGGGGAGCAGCAGCAGCAGCAGCAGUGGCGUUUGCUGCCUCUAGCUGCAGCUGCACACCCACCUCAGCUGCCUCUGUGGGGCCGCUGCAGCUGCUUCCAGAAGGGCCUUGUGGAAUCUAGGACAGCAGCAGGAGCAGCAGCUGCUGCUGCUCCUGCUGCUCCUGCUGCAGCAGCAGCAGCAGAGGUCCACCAGACUAAGACUGCAACACAGGAGGCUGCAGCUGUAGGAGAAGCUCUCAACGGUUCGGGGCGCAAAGUAGAGGCUCCAGCAGCAGGAACAGCAGCAGAAGCAGCAGAGGCAGCAGCAGCAGCUGCAGACGCAACAACAUCAGCAGCAACAGCAGAAGAAGCCGAGGCGGAGGAUGGAGGUAAGAAGAGCAGCAACAACUCCCCGCAAGUGCUACUGCUGCCAUCGUUGCCCGAGCAUCGGCAGCAGCAGCAGCAGCAGCAGCGGCAGCGGGUGUACGUACACUGGGGCUUCACAGCAGCAGACGGCCGCAGCUGGAGGGAGCCGCCCCCCUCUUGUGCUUCUCCGCACUGCAUUAGGGCCCCCAGUGAGGCUGCUUUGCAGUCUCCUAUGCAUGUUUGCUGCUGCUACUGCUGCUGCUGCUGCGCCGCGUUCAUCGGAAGGAGUCGCAGCUGCAGCAGCAGCGAAGCUGCAGGCAGGGCGGGAACAAACAGUAGCAGCUGCUGCUGUGCAAGGUCCAGGUACAGCAGCAGCAGCAGCAGCAGCAGCAAAUCAGCCUGGACAUCUGCUGCUGCAGCGAACAUCCCUUUUGGCGAAGAGACAUCACCUGCGAGCAGCAGCAGCAGCAGCAGCAGCAGAAUUUCGUCUCAGUGCUGCUGCAGCAGCAGCGAGCAGUAUGCAUUUGAAUCCCCCCUCUACUGCACCUUUGUGCGGCUGGGUUGCCCUGUUGGGGUGUCUGUGUGCACUAGGGGGCAGCAGCAGCAGCAGCAGCAGCAGCAGGAGGAAGAGCAGCACGAGACUGUUGAGUUCGUGCUGCAUAGCUCCGUCAAUGGGUGGAUGAAGGCAGAGACAGGCGAGAAUUUUUCUUUAGAUUGUGCUGCUGCUGCUGCUGCUGCAGAAGCAGCAGCACUGCAGGAGGCCGCGCUGCUGCUGCUGCGCCUGCAGGAGCAGCAGCAGCAGCUAGCACGCCAGCUGCAGCUGCAACCUCUCCAAGCAGCGCCUGUGCUGCUGCGGCUGCGGUGCCUAGAGGCAUUUGAUGCAGCAGCAGCAGCACCAGCAGCAACCGGAGCAACAGCAGCAGCAACUGUGGCAGCAGCAGCAAGAAGACAAUGCAUGAUUUUAACCUGGCUAGUUGGGCGUUGGCUUGCCCUGGAUAUAGUUAUAGACAAACCAGCAGCAGCAGCAGCAGCAGCAGCAGCAGCAGCAGCAGAUAGUGGUUAUUUGGUACAAGUUGAAAUGGGGGGGCAGCUAAGAGACUGCCUCACGCGUCCUGAGAGAGGGGGGAGGCCCCCCGUGCAGUGUGUGCUGCCAGCAGCAGCAGAUGCAGCAGCAGCAGGAGCAGCAGCAACAGAUGCUGCUUCCGCUCCUGCUGCAGGACUUGCUGUAGGCCUUGCUGCAGCACUGCAGCAGGCAGCAGCAGAAGAGACAGCUCUCCUUGCUGCGCUGCCGUGUGUGGGGUAUGGCUGCUCAAGUCUGCUGCGGCUGCGGCUGCUGCUGCAGCUGCAGCAGCAACCGCAGCAGCAGCAACUUGCACUGCGGCUGCUAAACAGUCAAGGGGCCCCCGUUUGCUUCGAUCUCCGACGCGUGGUGCCAGAGUUCACUGCUGCAGAGAUGCAGCAACUGCAGCAAGAGCAGCAGCAGCAGCAGCAGCAAGGGCAGCAACCAGAAGAUAUGGAAUUGGCGACCCGUGUCGCUCUCUGUGAGCUGCAGCAGCAGACGCAGGAGAUGCUGCGGCAGCAGCACGAGCAGCAGCAGCAGCAGCAGCAGAAGGAGCAGCAGCAUGAGCAGCAGCAGCAGCACUUUGGGGGGCGGCGGCCUUCAUAUGCUGCAGAGAGGGAAGCGAAUAUGUGCAUUGGUGCAGGUGCAGCAGCAGCAGCAGAGACAGCAGCAAUGAUAGCUUCUCCUGCUGCUGCUGCUGGGGUUAUAGAGCCCUGGGCAGCAGGCGAAGAUGCAGCACUGGUGGCGGAGGAGCAGAGUACGGGGGACACCGUAGUAGCAGCAGCACUAGCAACAGCAGCAGCAGCAGCAGCAGAUGCUGCAGCAGCAGCAGCACGUACUGCUGCGGGCGCAGCAGCAGAGCGAGCCGUGCUUGCAGACAGCGCAGCAGAGACAGCAGCAGCAGCAGCAGAGGCUGCUGCUGCGACCGCAGCAGCAGCAGCAGCAGCCGCAGACGCAGCAGCAGCAGCAGCUGAGGACGCAGCAGCUGCUGCAGCGAAGGCUGCAGUGGAGGCUGAGGAAGCAGCAGCAGCAGCAGCAGCAACAGAAGCAGCAGCAGAUGCAGCAGCAGAGAGAUUGUUCUGUACAUCUGAAUGGCGUCUGCUGCUGCCUUCAUUAGUGCAGCGGCUUAACUCUCUUCGUCUUCUGGGGCGUUAUGCGUCGUCAGGGCAGCAAGGAGGCGAAGUGGAGGCAGCAUUAGUAGAAGACAGCGCUGGUGUGCUGCUGCUGCGGCUGGUAGCGCUGCUGAGUGAAGAUUAUAGGGCAGAGACAAAUAGCAGCAGCGUAGAGUCUUGCUGCUUCUGUCAUUGGGGCUUGCUGCUAGAUGACAGGUCUCCCCCUCAGCUUGCUGCUGCUGCUGUCUCGCAGUGCAGCGCAGCAGCUGCUGCUGCAAUUGCUUCCCUUACUGCUUCCAACAGGCCGCCUGCUGCUGCAGCGCCUGAGACGCCACCCGCUGUUGCUGCUGCAGCUGCUGACGGAGUUUCUGGGUUUGCUGCUGCGGCAACUGUUAUCGGUCAGUCGCCGGUAGCAGCAACAGCAGCACCGCUGCAGCAGCAGCAGCUGCUGCUGCAGCAGCAGCAGCAGGCGGGAAGCAGCAGCAGCAGCAGCAACACAGGGCAGCGGUGGAGACAGCCACCAAAGUGCUUCUGGCCUGAGGGCUCUGUCUCCGCAGACACCCAAAGCGUAGACACUCCAAUGAGGAAGGUUCGCGUCAGCAACAACGGGGUCUUCAUCUUCAACGGAGACAGCAGCAGCAGCAGCAGCAGCAGCAGCAACAGCAGCAGCAGCAGCAGCAGCAGCAGCAGGGUUUGCUGCAGCAACUCCCGAAGCGUCACGCUGCACGUAGUGGACUUAAAAAUCCCUCGAAGGGUCGACGGCAAAUCUACUGUAGGUAUAAGCUUCGUGCUGCGGUCUGGGCCUCCGCCUUAUCGGUGGCACCACUGCGCGCAGACAAACAACGGAGGCAAUUUUUGUAUUGAAGUUUCGAAGCCGCUGCUGUCUCCUAGUUUAAAGCAGCAGCUGCUGUUCGCCCCAGACAAGCUCUUGAUGCUGCUCUCAGCAUCAGACCCUGCUGCUGCUGCUGCUGCUGCUGCUGCUAGUGCUGCUGCAACAUCGCCACCUGCUGCUCCUGCUAAUGGUGAACAGCAACCUGCUGCAGCGCACUCCAGGAGGAGACGAUCCGUCUCCAGGCAUCACACUCGUCAGAAACAGCACCAGCAGCAGCAGCAGCAGCAGCAGCGGCAGCAGCAGCAACAGCCGGAGCAACAGCCCGUGCAGCAGCAGCAGCCACCGGAGCAGCAGCAGCAACCGGAGCAGCAGCAACAACCGGAGCAGCAGCAACAACCGGAGCAGCAGCAACAAUCGGAGCAGCAGCAAGAGCAAGCGGACACUCAGAAGCCAGAGGAACUGCAGCUGGGGCAGCAGCAGCAGCAACAGCAGCAGCAACAGCAACAGCAGCAGCAACAGCAACAGCAGCAGCAAGAGGCCCCUGAAUGCGGGCCUGAAGGCAGUCAGAACGUGCAAGUGGGUGCUGCUGAUCAGCAGCAGCAGAAGCCGCAGCUGCAGCUGCAAUUUGAGAGCAUUGCGACCCCUCGCGAGAUGCGGCGGAGUUUGGGGGGUCCGACACAGCAGCAGCAGCAGCAGCUGCAGGAACAGCUGCAGCAACAGCUGCAGCAGCAGAGCGAUCUUCUGCAUGCAUUGUUUGCUUCUUCUCGCUUUUUAUCAUGCCCCCUACCUCCUUGGCGGUGGUCCCCGUGGGGGCUGGGAGGUGCAGCAAAAGCAGCAGCAGAUCCAGCAGCACUUACUCUCUUUCUACUGUCUCUUCUUGAAGGAGACACUCAGCAGCAAAGAGCUGUUAGCUUCUGGGCCUGGCUCUUCUCCUUCAUCAUUACAGAACUCUGGGCCUGGCAAAACGAGCAGCACACAGCGUUUAUGCUGCUGCUGCUAGCGCGAAAGCAGCAGCAGCAGCAGCAGCAGCAGCAGCAGGAUCUGGCGUUGGAGGAGGAGCAGCAUCAGCAACACACGCAACAGCAACACCACCAAGAACAGCAGCAACAGCACGAAAAGCUGCAGCAGCAGCAAGACGAGCAGCAGCUACAGCAUGACCAGCAGCAGCAGCAACAGGGGCAGCAGCAGCAGCCUCAGCAGCAGCAGCAGCAGCAGGGGGCUCUAAAGAAGCCCUCUAGAAAGCUGCCUGCAGUCCUGGGCCUCCGCUGCUGCUGCCUCCCGCUUGCGAGACGUCGCUGUCACAGUGAUGGCUGGAACAGUGCUGGUUUGUGCUGCAGCAGCAGCAGUGCUGCUGCUUCUGCUCCUGCUGCUGUCAGUGCUGCUGCUGCUGGUGCUGCAGCUGAAGAAACCGACAGCAGCAGCAGCAGCAAAAGCUACUUCGCCCCUUCCCACCAGAGUGCAGCUUCUCAUGUGUUGCAGCAGCAGCGGGACCGUUCACCCACACGGGCGAAGACAGCAGCAGCAGAACAGCAGCAUGAGCAACAGCAGCAUAUGCCUGCCCAGGUAGCGAACCUCGGUGUGCCUCAUACUGACGCAGCGGUUGCGGCAGGAAGCGCAGCAGCAGCAGCAGCAGCAGCAGCAGGAAUCGGAGGAUUUGCUGAGGCCGCAAUCCCUGUUGCAGCGAAGUCAGGAGUAUCAGCUGCUGCUGCUCCUGGGUUGUCCUUGCCUGCAGCAGCAGCAGCAGCAGCAGGACCAGCAGCAGGAGGAGGAGCAGCAGCAGGAGACAGUUGUGCCGACUGCAGCGUGGUGGGGGAGCUGCCGUCACCGCAUGCACUAGAGGAGGAGACACUGAAGGCUGUUGCGUUUCCGCUGCUGCCAGCAGCAGCAGCAACAGCAGCAGAGCGGCUGCUGCUGCAGCUGGGGAGACACUGGAAUGAAGGGAUGGAGGUGCGAAGUGUCGUUCGCUUCUGUGUGGGGGUCUUAGCCCCUCUCAUCUUAGGCGCGAGGCUAAUGCAGGCUCUGGAGGCGACGCUGUUGUGUGCUGCUGCUGCAGCAGAAGAUCCGUUCUUUGCUGCUUGGAUGCAGACACUGGCGAAGACACCGCGAGCUGUGCCUCCGCUGCUGGUGUCGCUGCAGUCUCCUGCUGGUGCUUCUGCUGCUGCUGCUCCUGCUGCUGCUAGCUGCUCAUCUGCUGCAGCAGAAGCUGCUCUUGCUCUUGGUGCAGAUGCAGCUAUUCUUAAGGCUACUGUUGCUUACUGCCGCACAGGCGGAGACAGUGCUGCCUUCUGGAGGGCCCUAGGACUCUCUCAGCAGGCUUAUGAGGAGCUGCAGCAGACAGAGCGACAGCUGGUGCAGCAGCUGCAGCAGCAAAUGCAGCAGCAAAUGCAGCAGCAGCAACAACAACAACCGCAACAGCAACAGCAGCAGGACCACCAAGAGCAGCAGCAGCAGCAGCAAGAGCAAGAGCAGCAGCAGCAGCAGCAGCAGGUGCGGCUGUAUUUGCCACUCGAGGUGUUCCCCAGGAACUUAGCCGAGCACUCUGGAAGCGCAGCAGCAGCAGCAGCAACGACUGCAGCAGAAGCAGCAGCAGCAGCAGCAGCAGCAGAAAGCGCUGACAUAGACACAAAUACGGACUCGAGCGGAUUCUUCUCUCUCUCCGAUCUGCAGCAACAGUUGCAGCAGCAGCAGCAGCAGCAUCAGCAACAGCAGCACACAGUCUCUGCCUCCCAGCGCCUCAAGGCCUUAGGCGCUUCGCUGUCGCAGCUGCAGCAUCUGCUGUCUCUGCUUGGGGCUGAGCAGCACAUGGGGCUAGAGAGCUGUCUCCUCUCCGAGUGCGAGCACGACCAUCCUACAGGGACAGCAGCAGCAGCAGCAGCAGCAGCAGCAGCAGCAACACCAACAACAACACCUUCUCCGCCGCCACCUGCACAGCCGCCCAACAGCAGCAGCGGCAGCAGCAGCAGCAGUAACAGCAGCAGCAACAGCAGCACCAAGGAGCGCAGCAUCUACUGUCUCCCCGAGGAGUUUUCUAAGGCGCUGCCCGUCCCAGUCGUCCCCUUAGCUGUAGCACUAUACUGCCACCGACUGCAUACAUACCCGCAGCAGCAGCAGCAGCAGCGGCAGCAGCAGCAGCAGCAGCAUCAGCAGCAGCAUCAUGACCAUUACGGCGAGCUGCUUGUUCAGCUGCAAGUCAUUGCUGGGCAUCCUGCUGUCUCCCGCUGCCCUAUGGAGCCCGCAUACCCGCAGCAGCAGCAGCAGCAACAGCAACAGCAGCAGCGACACGCAUGCGGCUGCUGCAGGGUGCGUUGCAGCUGUCUGGAGCUGCUGCAACAGGUGGGGUCUGUACGGGGUGUACUGGCAGCAGCAAGAGAGAGCAGCAGCAGCAGGGGGGACGUAGGAGCAACAGCAGAGCUGCUGCUGCUGGAGGUGUCUCUAGAUUCUCUCUAUCAUCAGCUGUGCAGCAGGGUGCUGCAGCAGGAAGCAUUUGCAGCCCUGCUGCAGCAGCAGGUCCUCAGCAGCAGCAACCCCAUCCCAUUCUCCCCGCUGCAGCAGCGCCAGCUUAAGCAGCUGCUGCAGGAGGAGCAGCAAGCAGCACUUCAACAGACAGAGCGCAAUCUGCAGCAGCAAAACCAUACCCAAGCAGCAGCAGAGCAGCAGCCUACCCCCUCACCUCAAACCGACAAACAGAAUGCUCAGCAGCAGCAGCAACAACAACAGCAGCAGCAGCAGCAACAACAACAACAGCAGCAGCAGCAGCAUAAGCAAGAGCAGCAGCAACAGGAGCCGCUUGAAGCGCGGACGCCUUCGGAUUCACCUGCUGGUGCUGUCGCUGCUGCUGGCGCUGGUGUUGCAGCUGCAGCUCCUGUUGAGGCUUCUGCGAAGCAGCAGCAACAGCAACAGCAGCAGCCGCAGCAGCAAGCGCAGCAGCAGCAGCAGCAGCAGGCUCGGCAGUUUGUUGACAUGCUGCAGCGGCUUCCACUGCCCCUCUGUCCCCGUCUUUUGUUUCCUUUAGUGGGGCCUCUCUUAUUUACUCUCAAGUGUCACUAUCCCUGGUUUACGGAGGUGUCUAUAAUUGCAGGAGACUGGGCAGCAUUAGAUGGGGAGGCGGUGGAGUGUCUGCGCAGCUGUCGCAGCUGCUGCAGCCGGCGUGUGCGGACUUCAAGGACGUGGUCAGCAGCAGCAGCAGCAGCGGCAGCAGCAGCAGCACGUGCUGCAGCAGCAAACGAAGCAGCUUGGAAUGAACAUGUUGCGCUGCAGCGGCUGCUGCGCCGGGCCCUCUUAGACCGACUGGGUCGGGCAGUCGGGCGGCUCAUUGACUUAAGCCAGGAGCACUUCAAAGAGAAACUCCUCUUCUUCCUACAGGCAGCCAGCGAAAACUCUGCAGUGGCUAGUUGGGUGUCUCUUGGGGUUGUGCAGCAAUCUGUGCUGCACUCUGUUGUUGUUGCUUCACAUCUUCUCUCUUUUGCAGACUCUGUUUGUCCUAAGGCGCCGCCAGCGCCUUUCUGGCUGCCUCCAACAGAAGCAACAGCAGCAGCAGGUUCUUUGUUGCUGCUGCCGAGCUUGAGUGCUGCUGCUGCGCUGCCUCCCUCGCCGCAGCCGCUGCUGCUAGCUUCCGUCAGCAGCAAAGCAAAUGAAGAGAUCCCUCCUUAUAUUCGAGCCGUGCUGCUGUGUCCUGCUGCAGCGGCUUUCCUCCCUGCUGCAGCGCAGCACGCCAAGCUGCAGCUGCUGCUGCUGCUGCGGGAGCUUUCCCGGCAGCAAGCCAUUGUAGAGCAGCAGCUGCAGCAGGAGGGGCAGGCGCCUGUUACUGCAGCAGACCCAGAAGCAGCAGCAGCGCACGCCGAAGCAGCAGCAGCAGCAGCAGCGCAAGCAGCUGCAGCAGGAGGAUCGUUGAUGGAGCCGCCGCAUCCGUGCGCAACGUUUGCGGAGUUGCUGCUGGGAGCAGCAGCAGCUGCUGCUGCAGUUGCUUACCGUGAGAUAGAUGCAGCAGGUGUGGGGUGCCCUGUGCGUCUCUGUGCUGCUGCUUCUUUUAUUCCUGCUUGCAGCAGCAGCCUAUUAGUGCGGUGUCGAACGCAGCGGUGCUUCUUUGCUGUAUGUAAUGACCCUGCUUACUUCUUGCUGCUGCUGCAGCAGCUGCAGCAGCAGCAGCGAGAGCUGCAGGUACGCUGCUGGCUAGGACCCUUCUUAGAAGAGAAGGGCCUCUGCAGCGGGAGGCGAGUCUGCCCGACGCUGCAGCAGCUGCUGCAGCUGCUGCCACUGAAGCAGCAGUAUUGUAUGCUGCAGAAGCGGCAGCAAUUUGUGCUGCAGCAGCUGCGACUUGCGGAGGCUUGGAAGACGUCUCCUUUGCUGCUAACACGAGAUGCCGAGCUCUGCAGCAGCAGCAGCAGCUUCAGCAGCAGCGGUGCUGCUGUUCGCUUGCGCAGCACAGUAACGCAGCAAAGCAAAGCUCAAGACAAUGCGGGGCACCUCCCGCUGCUGCUUACUGUCUCUUAUCCGUCUAUAUCUCCUCUGCAGCUGCCGCAGCUAGCAGAGGAGGACCCCCAAGAAGAAGCAGCAGAGAAUGAUGCUGCUGCUUCAGAUCUUUUAGCAGAAGCAGCAGCAGCAGCAGCAGUUCGCCAAGGCGAAGAUGAUGUCUUGCUUCUAGGCAAAGGAGACCUUGUAGAAGAAGAUAUCCUUACAGGCCCUGCAGCUGCAGCAACAGCAACAGCAGGGGGUACAGCAGCAGCAGCAGCUGCUGCUGCUGCUGCUGCUGCUGCUGCGCCGCUACGGCUAUGCAGAGCAGCAGCGGCAGACUCAGAGGGCACCAGCAGCAGCGGCAGCAGCUGCAGCAAAGGCAGCAGCAGCAGCCCAGGUGAUGCUCUAAUGCGCGUGUCUUACGGCAGCAGCCAGCUGGGGCCUAUGCGUCUGGGUGGGGGUCCACCUCGUGCUGCAGCAGCAGCAGCAGCAGCUGCUGCUGCUGCUGCUGCUUGGAAGCCUGUUGUUGUUGAACACAAGUACUGCACUUGUGUCUUUCAAACACAGGUGAGGCAGCGGCCUUUAUUUUUGUCUCUGUUUGGUGGGGGAGGAGACGAUCCCGGGAUCGAUCCCGAUGAUGCAGCAGAUGAGAGCGAGGGGGAGUUUGAAAGGACAACUGCUGCUGCUGCUGCUGCAGCAGCUGCUGCUGCUCUGGAUGCGCCUCCUCCCGCUGCUGCAAAGGCUAUUGCUGCAGCACGAAUGCUGAGCAGCAGACGUCUGUCUCGGCGCAGCCGCAGCAAGCUACCAAAGAGUUUGAGUGUGGGGUCUCAGGUGUGUCUGCAGCAGCAGCAGCAACAACAGCAGCAGCAGCAGCAAGUAUCGAUUCGUUGGUUUCUGAGUCCCUCUGCCUUUCAACCGCAUCAUGUGGGAGCUCGCUGCUUAGGUAUAGCUAUGCUGCAGCAUACACCGCUGCACAGCAGCCUUGCUGCUAGUGCUGCACUACCAUUUCAAGCCCUUGAGAACUGUCUCUUCUUUCCGCCGAAUGCAUAUCUACGAAAGGGUUUGCAGCGUAUAUCUGCUGCAUUAGAUUUAGCUGUUGAGGUGGCGGAGCUACGACAGACCAAUGCUGCUGCUGCUGCUGCUGCUGCUGCAAGAGCAGCAGCAGCAGCCUCCAGGGCGCUAGGUGAGAAACCUCCUGACGGGGAAGCAGCAGCAGCAGCAGCAGCAGCAGCAGCAGGGGGAGAGGGCCCUCUGCUUCGUGGCUUUCUUCAGUUAGAAAGGCUGUUAAGGAGAGCAAGACAUAUAAUUCAUUUGCUGCAGGCCCCUCCGGAGGUGCUGCAUGAUUUGCACAAUUUUUGUAAGAGUGGGGGCGUGGAUGGAUCUGCUGCUGCUGCAGCUGCUGCUGCUGCAGCAGACGGUAGAGGUGAAGCUGCUGUCUCUUCUAGCUCUUGUCUAAGGAUGAUGAUGCUGCAAGACACUCAAAGGCUCUGGAAUGCUGUGCUCUCUGUCUGGGCUACACUCUUCUCGCCUCCUGUUGUUCUGGCGCUGCAGCGCGCAAAAGUCAAACACUCCACUGUCCGUGUGGCAGUGCUCAUUCAGCUGGUGAAGAGCAGCAGCAACGCUGUUUCCUUCCUGUGUCGUUCUUCGGCUCCUUUGCCUUCUUGCGAGCCCUUUGUAAGCCACCCCAGCAAGAGCAGCAGCAGCAGUAGCAGCAGCAGCAGCAGCAGCAGCAGCAGCGCAGUGGCUGGGUCGAUGGUGCAAGGCCUAGGGUUGCUGCCUAGGGAGACACUGCAGGGGGUUAGAGACAUUUUAGGCCUCCCUGGUCUCUUCUUUCUGCGGUACCGCCUUCCUGAUUCGCAAGACCUCAGCAGCAGCUCCACUUCUGCUGCUGCUGCUGCUGCUGCUGCUGCUGGUUCGUCUCCAACAGAUGCAGCAGAAGCGGGGACACCAGAAGCAGCAGCAGCAGCAGUAGACAGAGACAAAGGAGACGAAAGAGGAAAUGCUGCAUCAGGUGUCCGCUUUGCAUGCCCAGGCGAUCCCGCUCCAGCAGCCGCAGCGACACAGCAGCAGCAGCAGCAGCAGCGGCAGCAGGAUCAGGAGCAGGAUAAGGAUAAGGGGCAGCAGCAGGAUGUCGGGCGCGUGUGUUGCUGCUGCGGUUUAGAUGCUGCUACGUGCUGCAGGUGCAUAAGGACAGCUGAAGGGAUUGUAAUAUCUCAGCCUCAUGUGCUGCGGCUGAGCAGCAGAAGUGCUGCGCUGCAGACAGGACCUGCUUUGCUGCUGUCUCCUGACUUCAGUGUAGAAGGCGUUGAAGGGCUUAUGUCUGUUGAUGGUUUAAUAUCUCGUUUGCUGCCGCAGCGACAGCCGCUGCUGCUGCGGCGAGAGCAGCGCAGGAAGCAGCAGGGAAUGCUGCACCUCAAACAGCAGCAGCAGCAGCAGCAGCAGCAGCAGCAGAGUGGAUCCAGCGGGUCGGGUGUGCAGAGGGUGCGUCUUAGCUUCAGAGACACCGUCGGCAACGACACCGCAAGAAGAGACUGUCUCCUUGCUGCAGCAACAGCAGCAAUUCAAGCAGAAGCUGCUUUAGGCUACCCUCAGAUAGUGCACGGUAUAUGGCAGCCCCCAGAGGACGGCGCAGCAGCAGCAGCAGCAGAAGGAAGCAAGGAUGAACCUGUGAAAGCAACAGGCAGCAUCACUCUCUUAUCUUCACGCUCUGUUGUGCUGCCAGAAGGAGACAGUUGGGGGCAGGGAGAGGAGACAGACACCCCAGAUGCGCUGCGGCUAUCUGAGGAGCUCUUAGCUUCUUUCUCCCCCACUCUGCCCGAGAGCAGCAGCAGCAGCAGCAGCAGCAGCUUCUGCAGCAGCAAUAGCAGCAGCGGCUGCUGCUGCUGCGCAGCUGCUAGUGCGCUCGUUGCACUUGCUGCAACACAGCAGCACCAACAACAGCCGCCUCUGCCGCAGCAGCAGCAGCAGCAACAGCAACAACAACACGGGCAGUCGUAUUAG